This is a messenger RNA of Scophthalmus maximus (turbot), 3326 nucleotides long. RefSeq names its product abl-interactor 1a (gene abi1a). The transcript has 13 exons. Gene Ontology annotation, molecular function: SH3 domain binding. Gene Ontology annotation, cellular component: intracellular anatomical structure; lamellipodium. The coding region runs from base 258 to 1961 and encodes 567 amino acids. Lineage: Eukaryota; Metazoa; Chordata; Actinopteri; Pleuronectiformes; Scophthalmidae. The record is from RefSeq and is a predicted model, not a curated record.
UUUCUUUGUCUGUUCUCCGCUGAGUGACCACUCCUCGCGAACACAUACGAUCUUCGGUUCUACGUGACGCCAACGCGAGGGGCAGGAAUCCCACAAUAGCGGCAGGCGAAGGGAUCUUUUUCUUUUUUUUUUCUUUCCCUUUUUUUUUUGUGUUGUCUGAAGGCAGAACCUUUUCUGGGGCUGGUGGCGGCGGCAGCGUCGAUCAGAAGGCAACACGGCCGAGAGGGACGCGAAGCUCCGCGGGGCGAUGUGAGAAGAUGGCAGAGCUACAAAUGCUGUUAGAGGAAGAGAUCCCGGCCGGCAAACGAGCGCUCGUGGAGAGUUACCAGAACCUCACCCGGGUCGCGGACUACUGCGAGAACAACUAUGUCCAGGCCCAGGACAAGAGGAAAGCUCUGGAGGAGACCAAAGCCUACACCACCCAGUCCCUGGCCAGCGUAGCCUACCAGAUCAAUGCCUUAGCCAACAAUGUGCUGCAGCUGCUGGACAUCCAGGCUUCGCAGCUGCGGCGCAUGGAAUCCUCCAUCAACCACAUUUCCCAGACCGUGGACAUCCAUAAAGAGAAGGUCGCCAGGCGGGAGAUCGGGAUCCUGACCACCAACAAGAACACGGCGAGGACUCAUAAGAUCAUAGCGCCGGGUAACAUGGAGCGGCCAGUCAGGUACAUCAGGAAGCCCAUUGACUACAAUGUGCUGGACGAUGUCGGCCACGGCGUUAAGUGGUUAAAAGCCAAGCAACAUGGAAACAAUCAGGCGAUCAGAGGAGGAACACUGUCGAGGACCAAUCCGCCGACGCAGAAGCCGCCGAGCCCUCCGAUGUCAGGGCGUGGCACGCUCGGACGCAACACGUCCUACAAGACCCUGGAGCCGGUGAAGCCGCCCACGGUGCCCAACGACUACAUGACCAGCCCCGCCCGCCUCGGCCAGCAGCACAGCCCCGGACGCACGGCGUCGCUCAACCAGAGGCAACGCACACACAGUGGCAGCAGCGGGGGCAGCAGCAGCAGGGAGAACAGCGGCAGCAGCGGAAUUGGCAUUCCCAUCGCCGUGCCUACGCCCUCCAUUCCCAGUUCUGGACCAGUCCCGCCCAUGUGUGCUCCCCCGGGAGCCCCUCCCCCACCCCCACCUCCUCCUCCUGUACCUCCACCUGCUCCUCCCAUGGCCGGGCUCGCCCCCCCAGCACCACCACCACCACCACCACCACCACCUCCACCACCCAUAGCUGUGGCCCCUGGCCCCGGUCUGGGUCCCGCUCCAAUGUCCCAGUUUGGAACCAUCUCGCGGCAGAUCUCGCGGCACAACCCCUCCAACUCCUCCGUCUCGAUGGUUUCGGCCACGGGCACCUACCGCCGGGCGCCGUCGGUCACUUCCCAGUUCUCCUUGCAGCAGCAGCAGCAGCAGCUUCAGCAGCAGCAACUUCAGCAACAGCAGCAACUACAGCAGCAGCAGCAGCAGCAGCAGCAGCAGCAGCCUCAUAUUAACGGAGGCACUCCUGGCUACGGCCAGAACUCAAUGUCUAUCGCUCCGCCUCCUCCCCCCAUGCCCCAGCUGACUCCACAGAUACCUCUGACUGGCUUUGUGGCCAGGAUGCAGGAGAGCAUUGCAGAUACUCCCACUCCGCCGCCGCCGCCUCCUCCGGACGACUUGCCCCUGUUCGACGACUCCCCUCCCCCUCCGCCGCCGCCCCCGGUGGACUACGAGGAGGAGGACGCCGCCGUCGUGCACUACAACGACCCCUACGCCGACGGGGACCCGCAGUGGGCCCCCACCAACUAUGUGGAGAAAGUGGUGGCCAUCUACGACUACUCCCGGGACAAGGACGACGAGCUGAGCUUCAUGGAGGGGGCGAUCAUCUACGUCAUCAAGAAGAACGACGACGGCUGGUAUGAGGGCCUCAGCAACGGCGUCACCGGCCUGUUCCCCGGCAACUACGUGGAGUCCAUCAUGCACUACGCCGACUGAACGGCCGCCGCAUAUUCAUUCAGUCGCAUCAUAAUCCGCCGAGAGAUCGAACGACCGCAGCAACCCCCCCCUCCCCGACUCCUCUGAGACGCAUAGACAUAACUGUAUGAUCCCCCCCUUUUUUUGAUAUGACAGAAUGUUCUUCUUUCCCUAAAUGAUUGCAAAUAAAAUUAAAUAAAAAGUUAAUAUCUAUUUAGUUUAUUUUGGUGUUGUAUGGGGCGGGGAUAUGUAACGACUGGACUGCGCGCGCUCGCUCGCCCGCCCUCGCGGGCCGAAGGAUCUAUUCAUCCUGCCCUGGACAGAGAUUCUGCACGUUGGGUUUUAAUGGAGCAGACAGAUUGAAUACGAACACCAUCAGUUGAAGUGUUCGUACAGUUGGGUUGUAUAUAAUGUGAGCUGCAGCCACUUCCUGUAAUGUAAAUUCAGUGAAUGUUGAUUAUACGCUAAGUUUCUCCUCGACGCCACGAGGCCCGUUCGUACGGAAGAAAAAGAAAAACGUACUGUCGAUAAGUCCCAACAUUUUAAAUACUGUAAAUGGUAUUUAGAGGAAUCAGUCGUUGGCGCUAAAGCAUGCAAACAUUUUGAAGAGAUAAAAAAAAUGUAAUCUUAAGUUUAUUGGCAUUAUGCUUCCGUUAUGUUGUAAGUGUGUAUUCUCACCUUUUCUUUUUUUAUUUUCACUGUUGUAGUCACUGAAACUUUCUUGGGGAAGUGAAUUUCAGACUUUCCCGUGGUCUCACCUUUAAAAAAAAAAAAAAAAUCCUACAAGUGAAACUUUAUCCCGGCAAUUUAUUAUCACUGUCGUGUAAUUUUUUUUUACUAGUCACACAAGUCUGUAGGAUCCAUUGGUGAACUGGCAAUAAUGUACGUAGAUUGAGCCGGCGUGGUGUGACGCUGAGCGUGGACUUUGUGGUGCCUAACACUGCCAUGUUGACAUUUCAGACGCAACGCAGGCGACCAAUCAACAACUAAUACCUCGGCACGUCAAACACCCUGAACGUGAAAUUCCUCUCGAUAUCUAACCCGAGUCAAAUCCGCCAAUCACAACAUUAGCUUUCACUCAGGUCUCAGAAUCAUCUUGAUAGCAUUGUGUUUCUUAAAUUUUUAUUUGUUAGCCCUCCAACAAUCAUCUAACAUCUUGUCUGUCAGGACACUGCAGCUGACGCUUUGAUAUUUUAGCCCAUUUGCUUUAGUAUUUUCAAUUUUUUUUUUUUUUUUUUUUUAAGAGUUCCGGCUCAAUUUCAUGGGGUAGAAAUAUUGAAAUCAAAUCUCUCCCUGCCCUCCCAUUUGUACAUAAAAAAGAAAUGUUGAUUGAAAGAAAAAAAAAAAUCUAAUGUACAGUCUUUUUAUAAUAAACAAUUCUAUGUA